Messenger RNA from Colletotrichum graminicola M1.001, 1590 nucleotides. RefSeq lists its product as uncharacterized. Bases 1 to 1590 code for a protein of 529 amino acids. Lineage: Eukaryota; Fungi; Ascomycota; Sordariomycetes; Glomerellales; Glomerellaceae. The transcript has 2 exons. The record is from RefSeq and is a predicted model, not a curated record.
AUGUCCUCUCUUUGGAGCACGAGAAACAAGGACAACGACAAUGUCCUAGAGGGACCUCCGGAGGAAAGGGAUUCAAGCGAGUAUACGGUUCGGGACCCCGAUGAACACAGUCGCUUGCUUCCGAACCGACUCGACAGCAACAGCAGGCAAUACCUGACGCCCGAUGACCCGGCAGUGUCGCCAUAUAAUCUAUGGACGGUGCGGGUGAUGCGAUGGGCUACGGUGCUCUUCACAGCCCUCACCUUGACGUGGUGGACUCUCAUAUUGGUUUCCGCCUUCGUCACGCCGCCAGGGAUGCACACGCGCGGCUCCGGCUUCUUCGCCUUCAGCUAUUCCAGUCUGGCAUUCUUCACCCUUCUAUUUACCCUCGUGUUCUUUGGCGCGCCAUCCAAGGCUGUUAGGGUCCUGUCCAUCUUCAUGGCCGUCAUGUUGCUUGUCGACAUGAUUCUCAUUCUUGCAGUGCAGAAGAACCGCUACGAAGAAACGGGCGUCGGGGUUGCAAGCGUUGUCUGGGCUUUCUUAAUGAGCUUGUGGGCUUUGGCUUGCGACCGAACCGUAAAAUGGGGCAAGGCCGAAGAAGAGGAGCGCUUGACCGGCCGCGUCGAGACGAGGCGUACAGUCUGGGAAUGGACCGAGGUGCUAAUCUCUACCAUUGCCUAUGUAAUUCUUUCCGUGGUCAUCAUUUUGAUCACGGCCACUCUUAUCCUCCGAUCUCUCGAUGCUGGAUAUGGACCGCCGGGUGAGCAAUACUGGGUGGAUGGCGACCAGUACCGUAUCCACAUUUACUGCGAGGGCAACACCACCGAUGCCGCAGGCACCAAGCUGCCUACUGUCCUUUUAGAGAGCGGCGACCUACCGGUCGAAAACGGACUUUGGCAAUUCGCGCAGAACGCUCUGAAGAACGGAUCCAUUUCGAGAUAUUGCUUUGCCGACCGCCCAGGUUACGGAUGGAGCGACACCGCGCCUAGUCCGCUCUCCGCCGGCAUGGCUACUGACGCGCUGAGUGAGGCUCUUGCUCGAGCGGGUGAACAUGGUCCUUGGGUCCUGGCAAGCGCCGGCAUUGGCUCUGUAUACUCCCAGAUCUUCUCUUCUCGACACGGCAGGGAGGUCAACGGUCUCCUUUUGAUCGACCCUCUUCAUGAAGACCUCCUCGUGCGUGUCUCGGACCCUGGCAGGGGAUUCAUGUACUGGCUGCGCGGCGUCAUCUCGCCUCUCGGCCUUGAACGCCUUUCAGGCGCCAUUUUCAAAGGACGUACCAGCGCAGACCGUGUCUGUGGCCGUUCUGCCAGACAGAAUGGUAAAUACCUGUUCGCGAAGUUGCAAGAGAGUCUCGUGGCCAACACUCUCACGAAACGAGAGGUCAUCAGCAGCAAGACGAUUCAAUACCCUGGUACGCCCCUGGUGCUGAUCAGUUCCGGCGAGAAAAUCCGAGAGGACAGCGAAUGGGAGCCCAAGCAGAGGGACCUCAGCCAUUUGACAAGGAACCUCAAGCAUUGGGAUAUUGUGGACAAGGCUCCUCACAAUAUGUGGGACACGCUCGACGGGCGCCAGAUGAUCGAGAAGAGACUUCGCCAGAUGGUCCAUGCGUGA